UCGCCUUUCAGUCGUUUCAAUCACGUGUUCGUAGUACACUGGGACCUUGUCAGGACACUUCCUUCUUAUCUUCGUCUUUGCUUUCCUUUUUUUGUUUUGUUUCGUUUCGUUUUGUUCGUUCGUAGGUACAUACGUAUGUGUACGUACUGUCGUAUGUUUGUUUACUUGUUUUUCUCUCGUCCGUUUUCUUAUUUUGCCUCUUCAAUUUCUUCAAAUUUAUAAGAAUUAUUAAUCGGAAAUAUGAAACGUGAAUCAUACGCGUAUAAAAUGGAAUAAGUUCGAUAAGUAAAUCUAAGUCAUGAGACUAAGAUGUCUCCAAGAAUUUUUCUCGUUUUAUUCGUUGUUAUAAUAUUGUUUGGUAAAAAGUUGGUUAUUGGUUUAAACGCGACCAGUCAAGAUUACUUUUUGCUUAUUACGAAGGUUUACGCUUCUUAUGGAUCAUCCUCUGUGUUUUUUGUGGAUAGUGGUCAUUCCGAUAAUUUACAGAUAUCAACUAUGUUACACUCGUGGUCUCGUGAAAUUUCUCGUCAAGGAAUCCUUUCAACGAGUAUCAAUUUCGCCGAACUCGAGAAAAUGAGAUACUAUCAGAUAUCAAGACCAUUGUUCGUUAUAAUUAUUUCGACUUGGGAAAAUCUCGAAGAAUUUUCAAAGGUAACGAAAAAAAUCGACGUUAGCCUCUACAUUUGGUUCGUGUUAUUCGUUGAAACGCCAGAUAAUCCGUUGGAAAAAUUUUGCAAAAAUCCUAUCGGUAAUAUCUUCAAUUUGAACUUCGAUACCGAGAUGUUGAUACUUUGCUACGACGAAAUGAUAUUAAAGGAAUGGUAUUCGAUACAAGGAAACGAUACAAUAACAUCGAAUUACGCCAUUUGGGAAUCUAAGAAAGAGUUUUCUUUAAUAACAAAUAUGAGCCUUUAUACGCGAAGAAACGAUCUUUUUGGAAAAGUUUUACGCGUUGGUUGGGUCAAGGAUUCUCCUUUUAUCGGAUUAAAAAAUAAUAAGCUUAAUAUGUUGCUCGGUGAAAUAGUUAUAGAAUUAAGCAAGAUGAUAAACUUUACCAUCGAAAUAUUAGAACCUGUCGAUGCUUAUGGCAGUUGGAACAAGGAAAAUGAAACUUGGAGCGGUGUGAUCGGUCAAUUGAUCUCCGGAGAAGCUGAUAUAGGUGUUGCCGAAUUCACAGUUACAACUCGAAGACUCGAAGCCGUAGAUUUCACAUUGCCAUUUAUACUUUCACGAAAUCGUCUUUAUAUGAAAGAACCGAGCGGUGCUUCGAUUCAGUGGUCUGCAUAUUUCAAGACUUUUAGUUUUGGAAUCUGGACAAUGUUAAUCCUAGUAAUAACGACAACUCCCAUUUUAUUGACCGUGAUUAAAACAAAAGGUUCCUUCUCUGGAUCUCUUUUAUCAGAAAAUUAUAUUCACGUGUGGGGUAUUUAUUGUCAACAGGGAUUAGCAGAAUUUCCGACCGAGCCAUCUUUACGUCUGGCUUUCAUCUCCAUCUUCGUCUCGGCUAUAAUAGUCUCGGCUGCUUACUCGGCUUCGUUAAUUAGCUUCUUGACCGUGACCACAGGGAGUUUACCUUUUUCCAGUCUCGACGAUUUCGCCAACACUCGCUCGUACCAUUUGAUUGUUUUUGGCAAUAGCGCCGAUUACGACAUGUUUCUAAAUGCGAAAGACGAGGUCAUUAUAAAAAUGAUGACUUUAAUGAAGCCGAAAAGACAAUUACCAACUAGUUUGCACGAUGGAUUCGAUCAGGUAUGCCAAGAGAAAGUGGCGUUCUAUACGACCGAAGAAAUGAAAAAGACAAUAAAUCUUUAUCUAUCUUGUAAGGUUAAUUAUAUAGAAACUGGUAGAUCGGAUAGUUUAGCAAUGACCUUACCGAAGGAUAGCCCUUUCAAAGGCAUAAUAAAUUAUCACUUGCAAAAAUUCAUAGACAACGGUAUAAUGAAUCGUUUGAGAGGAUUGUUCGUUAUACAAACAAGUUUGUCGAAAACUAGUCACACUGCAGUCAGUUUAUGGGGUAUUGCACCAAUUUUGGCAGUACUCAGUGGCGGUACAAUAUUAGGUAUUAUCAUUCUAAUAAUGGAGAGGACCUAUUAUUAUUUUAAAAUCAAGAAAGAGUUUUCGAAAUCUGAUUUUAAAAGAUUAUACAACGGAUUUAACGUUCUAAAGUCUCCUGAUAUCAAGCAAAUUGAUAAGAACUACAUAUUGGAAAAGUUGAACAGAGCUCAAAAAAUUAACGAGUUCAAACCAUCGAUUAAUUAUUUCCCGUGAUGUCUAAAUUUUUAAUUAAAAAUAAAAAAUAGAUUUAUCGUGACAGCCUCGGAAAUAGUAAAUCGAUCGAGACACGACCUUCUGAUAUAUCUCUUUCUUUCAUUUUCUUUUUUUCUUCUUCUAUUUUUUUAUUUUUUUUUUUUUUUUUAU
Messenger RNA from Vespula pensylvanica (western yellowjacket), 2418 nucleotides. RefSeq names its product glutamate receptor 3-like. The record is from RefSeq and is a predicted model, not a curated record. The coding region runs from base 310 to 2268 and encodes 652 amino acids. Gene Ontology annotation, molecular function: glutamate-gated receptor activity. Gene Ontology annotation, cellular component: membrane. Lineage: Eukaryota; Metazoa; Arthropoda; Insecta; Hymenoptera; Vespidae. The transcript has 9 exons.